GAGGAGAGUACUCUAUGAUUUCUUUGGCACUAAGUGUCCUCUGUGACCCAAGAACCCUUAGCCUUUACCACUCUCUGUUCAGCUGCAAUUUUGGCACCCUAGCUAUUCUGUAAUGUGUGCAACAAAAGCCAACAAAAAAAAGCCUACGCUUUGUGAGAUAAGUGCAACCUUGCAUGGUACGAACACGGCUUGUUUUAACAGCCCUUAAAAAUACACCAGUAAUUGCAAGUUCACCAACAUGUUUCAUCUCUAGAUUACUUAAUCCACGAGUUUGACGAUAGGUCUCCUUUGAUUGAUAAAUAUUUUUAAGUCCCUUUUAACGUCAGUUUAUGAUGUAGAUCUCGUGCACGUGAUCCAUCUCACGGAGUUGCCUGUGCCACCACAGUUAGCUUAUUUAAUUAUUUAAUUUAUUUAUUUUAUGGGUAAUAGCCUCACAUGGGCCUGAGUGUCCCGUUCGCGCCCUCUCCUUUGGGCUUCAAAAUUUUGGGUUUUCGAAAUAUUAAAAUUCAGUCUAGCAGCAACGCCUAGAGGACAGAAGCAAGGAAAUUGAAUUUGCAAGUUCUUGUUUCGUCCCUCUGGGCCUCAUUGUCAAGCCAAAUUUUAAUACAUCUAAAGUAGCCUAUUGCAAUCACAUACUAGCAUGUUACAUACCUUCAAUGUAGAAGUGGUUUCAUUAGUGGACCCCAGUGACCCCCUCUUUGAAUGCAAGAGUUCCAUGUUAAAUGUUUGUAAACAAUGAGGUUCCAAAACUGUGGUUGUUUUAGUUUUUAUGACACCUCUACGGUUGGUGUCAUGACUCAUACGAUAGAGCUGAUGCUAAGGAACCUUUGAUUAAAUUUUUCUUAGGCCAUGCUGAUGGUGUCACUGCAACCAACACAGUGUCUGGCUUGAUGGGCUUGCGGCCAAAUGGUGCUGCUUGGCCAGCAGUUGGAAAGGAACAAAGGACCACAUAUGGUGGUGUGUCAGGGAAUGCAAUUCGCCCCAUUGCAUUGCGAGCUGUUUCUGCUAUUGGAAGAGCCUUACCUGGGUUUCCGAUCCUGGCUACUGGAGGAGUUGACAGUGCGGAAGCAGCAUUACAGUUUCUUCAUUGCGGAGCAUCUGCUGUUCAGAGCUCAUUCAAGACUUUUGGGAAUUGCAGAGAGAAUUUGACAGUAAUAGAUGAAACUGACUUUACACAAGAAGCACGAGAAGCUCUAAGCUAAGUAAAAUCCACCCUCAGCCUGCCCGCACACCAGUAAGAGCUGAAGUAAACAAAAGGUCUUCUAUUCUGAUUGAUGAUAAGUUGAAGGAGUUAAUUACCAAAGAAUAUUACAUGAAAAUAUUUGGUGUUUUCUAGCAUGAGUGAGGGAAAGUGAAAUGCUAAAAUCUUGCUGACUGUGAGUAAGUAAAAGACAUGAUGAUAAUUAAAAGUUUGUUUAUGCAAACGUUUCGAUUGUGAACGAGUGAGAGACUUCAUAAAACAAUUGUAUUAGAGAAAGCAAUUUGACAGCAGUGCUACUUUGUAUUCGUCACGA
Orbicella faveolata is the source of this 1514-nucleotide messenger RNA. Its product is annotated as dihydropyrimidine dehydrogenase [NADP(+)]-like. Gene Ontology annotation, cellular component: cytosol; cytoplasm. Gene Ontology annotation, molecular function: iron-sulfur cluster binding; uracil binding; NADP binding. NCBI's taxonomy places the organism in Eukaryota, Metazoa, Cnidaria, Anthozoa, Scleractinia, Merulinidae. Gene Ontology annotation, biological process: thymine catabolic process; 'de novo' pyrimidine nucleobase biosynthetic process; uracil catabolic process. The record is from RefSeq and is a predicted model, not a curated record.